Messenger RNA from Branchiostoma floridae (Florida lancelet), 3672 nucleotides. Its product is annotated as NLR family CARD domain-containing protein 4-like. Lineage: Eukaryota; Metazoa; Chordata; Leptocardii; Amphioxiformes; Branchiostomatidae. Gene Ontology annotation, biological process: signal transduction. The transcript is spliced from 6 exons. Bases 171 to 3365 code for a protein of 1064 amino acids. The record is from RefSeq and is a predicted model, not a curated record. Gene Ontology annotation, molecular function: protein binding.
CAAUUUCUGGAACUUUUUUGUCAAGUUAAAAACAAGAGCCCUGAGUCGACACCUGGGCUGGAAGAGCGGAACUAGAACUUCGGACGAGAAGAAAACCACACCCGUCUCCAGAGUUUUUGCAAGUCUACAAGGGGACCAUAUAAGCAAGUCAAGCAACUGAAGAGAUCGCAAUGGCUGAGAGGCAACAGGGCCGCGAUACAGGAGUUCGAACGUACUUCUAUUUCAUCAAAGAGGAAGUCAGCUCAGACUGGAAGGACCUGGCCUUCCAUCUUGAUUUCCGGCGCUCAGACAUUGACAAUAUUGUCAGUAGAAACCGAGAUGACAAGUCCCGCUGUAUGGACCUGUUGGAGGAGUGGCUGAAGCGGAACGGAGAGAGAGCCACCAUAGAGGUCCUGUUGAAGGCUCUGUCUGAGGCAGAGCUGCAGAGUACCGUGGACGGUCUAAAAAACAAAUAUCCUGCACUGACGACGCAGCAAACCAUACAUGGCCAACUGGACAUAGAAGAUGUGUUCCGAAAGGCUGUGAAGAAGUACUACGAGCUGAGUCUGACUUCCUUUAAGCCGCUGAUCUGGAAUGAUAACUUCACGCUCAACCUCAGCGAUAUCUUCACCCAGUUGGAGUUGGUACCAAAAGAUCAGAAAAAAACUAAAAGGUCCGAAGGAGAUUACAGGUCAAAAGAAACAAAGCAGAUCAAUUCUCUAGACGACUUGUUCAAUCCGGAUAUCACAGGACUGACCACAGCACCGAGGUGCAUUCUGAUUGAGGGUGAAGCCGGAGGGGGGAAGACCACGUUUAUGUCUAAAGAAGCCCUGGAUGCAAUUUUACAGAAAACUGAGCUGGGCAGACGUCACGACUUCUUCCUUUUGAUCCGACUCCGGGGCGUAAAAGAGGAGGAGACCACGGAGGAGAUGGUUUUGGACCAGUGUGUUCCCAGAAUCAAAUGCCUCGAUAAAGAUUCCGUCGGCGAAAUCCUUGAGAAAAAUCAGUCCCGUGUUCUUUUCCUGCUAGACGGGUAUGAUGAGCUACGACCUGAGGCCAGGGCAGCCGGACAGGCCAUUCCCGAGCUGUUGAAUGGCAAGUUGUACCCCUACAGCACAAUCGUGAUCACAUCCCGACCCUCAGCAGGAGUGCAGCAGUACACCAUACCUGACUGCCAAGUUCGCAUCAUGGGCUUCACCCGCAGACAUGUGGAGAAAUACGUGAGGCAGUACUUUAGCAUCAUAGAAAUCCCUAAAGUAGGAGAAAGGCUUACAACAGCUCUGAAUGGGAACCAAAUUGUUGACGAUUUAGUCCAUACACCAAUUUUCCUACUGUUGAUCUGUGUGCUGUGGGAAGAGGACCAAGAGAUGAUCUCUACGGGAACCAUGACGGGACUAUACGACAACAUGCUGACAUGUUUGAUUAAAAAGUAUUGUAAGCGGGAAGGCGUUCCCAUACCAACAGACGAACUGCCUACAGAAGUCGCUGAGUCAUUACUGCAGCUCGGCAAGCUAGCGCUAGAGGCGCUGCUGCGUAAUGAGACUCUAGUUGAUCUUGCACAAUUAGAGAGUGACACAUUCAAUUGGGAACUGCUGGUCAAACUUGGCGUGGUCUCCUUGGAGGUCUCUGCCUCUAAGUGGCAUCCUAAGAAACAGCUGAACUUUUCCCACAAGACAAUGCAAGAGUUCAUGGCUGGACGAUAUGUCGCUCAUGUUGUAGUGAACCAAAGCAGGGGAGAUAUUGCUGAACUUCUCCAGCUCACCUCCGUACACAAGGCACUUGAACUCAGUAACCUUCUUCAGUUCACGUGUGGCUGUGACUCACGGGCGGCACAAGCUGUGAUGGAGGAACUAGGAAGGCUCAGUAGCAGAGAGUUCUCACAUUUACGUCCAAGCUACUUUGACGUGCGAUUUAUGUCAGACCUUAAAAAAACAGCUAAAAAUUAUAAAGAAUUUGUUUUGCUCUGCUUGGACAUCCUUAAUGAAAGAAAAGAGCCGGACGUACUGCAGGCUGUCCGUAAAGCCCUGCCAGUAAUUAUCAUGGACAUUCGAGGACACUGCAAACAAAAUGAUGCUCUGAAGUAUUACUUACAAAACAUUCAGACAUCGCACCUCCAAGACAAAUUAAUGUUAACUUUUAGUGGAAACGACGGUUUACAGUACAUACAACAGCUGUUCGUCUCUCCUAUUAUUGGCCUGCAGUUAGACCUGAAACUUGGGUACAAUGUAAAACUUGGCACACCUGAUCAGACAUCCAGGCUGGUUUCAGUUCUAAUGAAUGUUCCUGGUACGAGGGCGCUAGAUCUGUCAGACACGGAAGUAACACCAUCAUCACUCCAGGUACUUGUGCAGGGGUUUAGUCACAUACCUCUGUUAGAGGAGCUGGAUCUGAGUUACAACCGUGCCCUUGGUGAUGAUGGGAUGGAAGUCCUGCAGUCUGGGCUGUCCAGUGUUCCACGCCUGACUGUACUCCGUCUUAGGGACGUCGGCAUGACCGCUGUGGGCAUGGAAUCCGUGGCUCCCUCCAUGCGCCACCUAGCGGAACUGGAAGAACUGGAUAUAAGUUGGAAUGAGAUCUGUGACACCGGACUAGAUUCUCUUAUUGCCGUCCUCUCCGUCUUCACGGCGAUGCAGGUGUUGGUCCUGGCAGGGACUGAUAUCAGCGCCACAGGCAUGCGCAAACUGGUCCCUGUACUGUGUCAGCUAACCAGACUGAUCAAACUGGACAUUAGUGAGAAUCAGGGUAUAGGAAACCCCGUGUUUGAAUGCCUGGUUGAUAUCCUCCCCCGCCUCACGGCCAUGAAGGUGUUGAACCUCAGCCAGACAGGUAUCAGUGACAGGGGAAUAUCAGCCCUGAUCAAAGCUCUGCCUCACCUGUUGGAAUUACAGGUAUUGGAUGUGAGCUGGAAUGACAUUGGGGACUCGGGGAUUGUCUCACUGAUGGAAACACUCUGCCAUCUCACCAUCUCAGACAUGGCACAAAACCCACCUGAUGACAAGAGUCUGAUUUCAGCCCCUCGCUAUAACACCACACUACAGGAGCUGUACAUCGGCAUGAAUAUGGGAGUAACAGGAGCUGGGUUGGCGAGGGUCGCACAGCUCAUCAGCGCACUGCCCGCACUGACCAGGCUGGACAUGUCUGGUCACUAUGAAACACCUGCACACCUGCCUAACAGCGCUGCUAUGCAUCUAGCUAAGGCUUUACCCAGACUCCCUAUCCUGGAGCAGCUGGACCUGCAGCAUAUCUCCAUGGAGCCUGCAGGGUUCCAGGCUGUGGUGCAGGCUGCUGAGGAACACCCAACACUGGAGACACUAGAGUUCAGCGAGAAGAGAGUUCCAGAGGGAGCAGACACCAGCGCCAGCUGCUUGAGGUUGAGUUCGUGGUAAAGAUGCGACUCGAUGAUCGAAAGGACUGAAUGAGUCAGCUCAGACUAAAGACCGUUUUUUGGUCAUUAUAUUCAAGUGUUAUGAUCGCUGUCUAUGAAUAACGUACGUUACAAAACAUCUAUUAAUCACUUUUGUGUAGCCGAAACACAAAAAAAGUUUGUUCUUUGCGUUGGGAGGAGAAAAGACGUCUUGUUUACCCUAUAACAAUUUCGGUAGCAAUUGGUCCUCUCUUAGGCCUAGGUCACAUUUCCAAACCGGGGCCCGGCCGGGCAACUUUUGGGAGCGAAAAAAAUGAUGUAAAAUACAU